GUAGAGCUGGGUAAACAAACUGGGAGGACUGAACACAGGCAGCAGCAGGGACUUUUCAGGCUUUGGGUGGACAUUUGAUGUAGUUUCUAUUCAUUUUAUACCAUUUGUAACUGUUUUUCCUGAAUACUUUGAAUACUUUGCCACACUCGUUUUUCGAUUUUUGAAACGGCUGAAAAUCUGAAUCACUAGGCUGCUAGCUACCUGUGUUGCAUAUUAAAACUGGGCAGAUAUUUUUCGACAGGGCUUUUAAUUACAGAGCCAGCAAACAAAAUAGCUAACAAGACGAAGACAUUCAUGAAGUAACGUUUUGUGUUAUACUCAACGAGGAACAAUUAUUCCGAUUUUGGAUCUUGAACCGCAAUAGUACCUGUCUUUGAAAUAGUAUCACAAGUUGUAGAAAGGUUUCGCUAACGUUCGCUAGCUCCAGCAGAAUGACGGCAGUGCAGUUGAUGAACAUCCAGAGGUUAUUGGAAGCGGCAGAAUAUCUUGAUAGAAGGGAGAAAGAGUGUGAACACGGAUAUGCAUCGACGUUUCCGUCGUCAAUUCAGAACACGAACUACCAGAGGCAAAAUAAAUUUCGAAACAAGAAGUUCCACAAUAACCAUAACAGGUCUACACAUAAUGAGUUGGAGAAGAACAGGAGAGCCCACCUGCGUCUGUGUUUGGAGAGGUUGAAGGCCCUCAUCCCUCUGGGAAAAGACUGUAACCGCCACACUACCCUGGGGCUGCUCAACAAAGCCAAAUCACAUAUUAAGAAACUUGAAGAGGCGGACCGUAAGAGCCGUAACCAGCUGGACAGUCUGGAGAGGGAGCAGAGGCACCUCCAGCGCCAGUUGGACCUGCUGCAGGGGGGCACCGGGUCCGGGGUAGGAGGCACUGGGCCGGGGGAGGGAGAGAGGAUACGCAUGGACAGCGUGGGCUCCACCCUCUGCUCCUCCGAGCACUCGGACUCGGACCAAGAGGAGAUUGAGGUGGACGUGGAGUCUACAGAGUUCUCGGAGCACGGGGAACUGGACUCGGUUUCUACGGCCUCCACCAGCGAUCUAGACGACCACAGCAGCCUUCAGAGUCUAGCCAGCGACGAGGGCUACUCCAGCUGCAGCAUCCUCAAACUCUCCUCAGCCUUCUCCGGAUCCUCCUCAUAGGAGAUGGCUGUUGGGUGUAGACUCCUCCCCCCCCGGCUCCAAUCUGCAACCUCGGGGGGCUAAAUUAACAUCCAAAGACCAACCACCUGAACCUGUCCAGCGACGAAGGUUACGAGGGCAAACGUUAAUCCAGCGUCCUCGUCAAACUCAGCGCCUUCUCUGACCGGCCGAUUAGAGUUGUCUCCAGCUCCAACCUGCAAACACCUUGGCCUCCAUCCACCACCCCUGUUGUGUGUCGUCAUGUCACCCAUCUACAUGUAUCAUCGCCGACUACACCAUCGCCAUGGCAUCCCUCAAGUGGCGCCCUGACAUCCUUCUAACUUCCUGUCUGUAACCCCUCGCCAUCGCACCAUCCUUCGCUCUGCUCCAACUCGCUGCUGAACCUCAACCCCCAGUCUGAGAACAACCCUCCCCCCCUCGGAACCCCUCAACCCCCCUCCGUCCCAAGCAGAAGGUCCAACCCAACAUGAAGAACAGAGAUUGAUCCAAACACAGAACCAACCUUUAUUUUGAGAAUCUGAAUAAGAGCAAUGGUUUGAGAUUAGAUUUGGACUUGGGUGGCUUUAUGAAUGGUUGAAACUGAAGAUGAAAAAGGAUGUAUUUUUAUAUGCUGGGAUCAGCAUUAUCUUUGGUUUUAUUGCAGACAUAAUCGAAGGGAAUUAGACCCUCUAUUUUUAAAUCAAACAAUUGAUUAAGUUAUUUUAGAAUCAAACAACCCCAUAUUUUAGCAUCAGAAAUGCACUUACAUUUCUAAUAUAUAUUAGAAUAUUUUCUGAUGAGUUUUCUGAGUUUUAAAACCUUGUUUGGUUCUGUGUGUUUGAGUGUUUGCUCUGGUCUUGUGUCUGAAGUCAAGUCAAUGUUCUGCUGGACUUAAAAACCAAUUUGGGAACAAGUGGUAAUUUGGACACAGACUCUGUGGAAUGUCAAGAAGUCUACUUGCCAUAUCAACACAUUUUGGCCCUUGAACAACGCUCCUUUUUAUUUUACAUUUCUUGUCUUUGUGGGUUUUUAUUACCACUGUGCAACCACAGCACUGCAUCCAACAGACACUUGAAAUGGUGCUACCUGAAACAGCAACAACAAACCCAUCCACAACGCAGCUCAAACGCUUGUACAACCAACGAUCCUUGUCUGCCGUGUCAUACAGGACGUUUCCAUCCGAACGAAUGGAGGAGAAACAAAAACAUGCAUCAUAUGCAUUCCCAUGGAACGUGGGCGGUGCUCGGUGUGGAAAUCAAUCUUCAAAUGUGUUUUUACAACAACGCAGCUACCACAACAAGCUAUCCUGCACCUGCCUACCUUAUAGCUGUUUAUAGAAACAAAUCGGCACAAUUUAAAAAGAAGGAAUAGCAAGGAUCUUUGGACUAUAGAGACAACAUCCAUCCUUUCUCUAUCCAGCCGUAACAAGCAAUAACCGUUUCUAGUAUUUUUGUUUAUUUGAAAUUUCGACCAUUUGACCUCCUGUUUUCCCCCCCUCUCUUUUCCAAGGCAACAGACCUGUGGCCGUCCAAAAAAAGCUCAUUCAACUUGCUUAGUUUUUUGUACAUAAUUAGAUAGCUUACAAAUAGCUUAAUAAAUUAACGAUGAAAAAAGGAGUGUAAAAAAAAAGUUUGACAACUUGUGUAUAGAAAAAAACCUAUUGCCUCUGUUGCUGUUUUUGACCUUGUGUUUUUGUGCAUUUUAAAUUAUAUUUUUGAAAAGAUUUAUUCUACUUCUCUCAGAGUGUGACUGGCAAGCGGUCAGUCAGUCGUCCACGUGGCAUGAAUUGGACAGUAAUUGCUUUGUUCAUUUUGCUGGUUGAAACGUUCAAAGGUUACCAUUCUGUAGCUGUCCCCCAUCAACCCCAAGAGAAACGUUCAAAGGUUACCAUUCUGUAGCUGUCCCCCAUCAACCCCAAGAGAAACGUUCAAAGGUUACCAUUCUGUAGCUGUCCCCCAUCAACCCCAAGAGAAACGUUCAAAGGUUACCAUUCUGUAGCUGUCCCCCAUCAACCCCAAGAGAAGUUCCACUUCAUAGUACUUAACUUCAAGUUCAAGACACAACAACAAGAGAACAACAACUAUAUGGCUGUAAUACAAAAUGGCCGCCACCCCAGGACAUCUUCUGUUCAUAAAUACAGAGUUUGUGUGGCACUCUUAUUUAUUCAAACUUGUUUGUUUCUUACUUUUAUUUUGAAAACUCCUAUAUGGCAUUCCACUGGUGGUAUCUCGUGAGCUGUGGUGGAACUCGAGUCUGAAGUGACAGCACCAAGGUGUAUGAUGAUGUCAUUGACUGUGUGUGUACAUCCUUAGCCCUUGUUACUGAAGCGAGCCCAACUUGCACUUUGAAAAGUCUGGUUUUCCACUGGUAUUCACAUAUCUCUUCAUAUGAAAGAACAAUCCCACCCUGACCCUUGAGUUUUUGAAGUUUAUAUAUUUAUUAGCCUAUUUCUCCAUCCCUCACAGAACCAACACAGAUUGAGAAAAAAAUGAAAAAAGUUAACUUAUUUGGUUUCUGUCUUAUCUUAUUACUCUUCCUAUUUUUUAAUGAUUUUAUCCCUUAUUUUAAGAUUUAAUGUUUAAAAGUGAAACAAUUGUUGUUUCCCAAAUGGCACCCUAUUCCCUACAUAGUGCACUACGUUUGACCAUACUCUGUCAAAAGUAGAGCACUAAGUAGGGAAUAGGGUGCCAUUUAGGAAACAGACCAUGGUGAAUCGUAGUGAAGUCAUACCAGGCUAAUGUUGUUUUGUUAGACGGACACUUGAAAUGUCCCCAAGCUGCUCCCAGUACUGAGCCUUGCCUCUCAUGCAUCCACGGUCGAGUUCCAAACUGACCCCAAGCUGCUCCCAGUACUGAGCCUUGCCUCUCAUGCAUCCACGGUCGAGUUCCAAACUGACCCCAAGCUGCUCCCAGUACUGAGCCUUGCCUCUCAUGCAUCCACGGUCGAGUUCCAAACUGACCCCAGGCUGUAUGGUCAUCUUCUCCUUCUCUGAUAGGCUGGGUGGAGUUUUUGUCCUAACGGUUUACACCUAUCCAAUAAUCCUAGAAUUUGCUAGGAGGGGAUGGGGGUGUAGGGUCAAGGGGUUGAUUUUGGACUCAGCCUACAAUAGCCAAGUCUAAUGGGCAAAUACUGAGCCAGCUACUAUACAAAAUGGGGGCUAACUAACUAACUCCACACUCUAGUAGGAAGACAAGUAGUAGUCUUUACUAGAUUAUGUUUUAGUCAACAAAAUGUGUCUUACAUUUACAAAAAGCCUCAGAUUAAUAUUAUUGAGAUCAAAAACCUAUGGUUUCAACGAAGGACAUCAUUCAAGGUGUAAAGUUAAGAGUGUAAUCUUGAGGGAUUUCAUGAUCUCCUCAAAUUUGGAUGGUUCACUGACUAUGGUGCUUUCUCGAUAGAAACAAGCCAAACGACCUCAGAACACCAACAGUGUCCUCUUCUCUUUCACAGGGGGCAGAUUACUUCACUCUCCUUCAUUUACACUUUUAUCUUCUAGCGCUUUUUUUUGUCGUUUUUUGAACCUGCACUAUGAGAAAAAAGGGCCCAUAUUUAAUGAAAAACGGUGUUUUUCCCCAAUCCCCUCUCUCUUUUGUGUGUGUUGUCUGGUGUCCUUAGUGCGGCCAUAUAAGUGAUACCUGCUUUUGCCUGUGUAUGGCUAGCAGUAUGUUGUUUUAUCCAGAUUUGGGGGUCUAUUCUAACUCAGUUCCAAUCUGUUCAGUUCAAGAUGGGAAUUUCUUACCUGGUAUCCAAACUGAAUUCACAUUCCAUUUUGCAGAUGGAAUUUAGAUGGAAUUGACCUCCACCCUGAAUAAUGUCACUCCAGUGUGCUAGGUAUUGGUCUUAUAGACAAUGACUCGGAGGGGGGGAACGAAUAGCCUGGGACCCAGAUCUGUUUGUGCUGUCUUUCCAACUCCUGUGGUCAUUCUGGUCAAGACAGCACAAACAGAUCUGGGAACCAGGUUAAGGCAGAAUGAAUGGGUAAAAGUAGAUACAACUAUUCCCACCUCCAAACAGGACAGACCUAGCCUGGGUUAAACUAGGCUGAAUGCUGUGAUACAAGUUAGCGUAGCAUUCAGUCUGGUUUAACCAGGCUAUAGGAGAGACUAUAGUCCCCUUGUUGUUCAGAUGAACUCUGUGGCCAUCAAUCCUUUGUAGAACAUGCUCUCUGAUGAUGAUGAUUCUCGCUGUGUAAGUUUGAAAAUGCAAUACUUACAAUAAAACACCAAGAUUUUCAAACCGGAA
This is a messenger RNA of Oncorhynchus kisutch (coho salmon), 5366 nucleotides long. It is a transcript of the gene mxi1, whose product is annotated as max interactor 1, dimerization protein. Gene Ontology annotation, biological process: regulation of transcription by RNA polymerase II. The record is from RefSeq and is a predicted model, not a curated record. The transcript is spliced from 6 exons. NCBI's taxonomy places the organism in Eukaryota, Metazoa, Chordata, Actinopteri, Salmoniformes, Salmonidae. The coding region runs from base 432 to 1145 and encodes 237 amino acids. Gene Ontology annotation, molecular function: DNA-binding transcription factor activity, RNA polymerase II-specific; RNA polymerase II cis-regulatory region sequence-specific DNA binding; protein dimerization activity.